Messenger RNA from Darwinula stevensoni, 1006 nucleotides. The record is from the annotation of a GenBank genome assembly. NCBI's taxonomy places the organism in Eukaryota, Metazoa, Arthropoda, Ostracoda, Podocopida, Darwinulidae.
AUGGAUGGAAAUUUAAAUCUUCACCCUCCUCAUGAAGGCAUCAUUGGAGGAGGCAUUUGCAUCUCUUGGGCAUCAGGAGAUGCCAAUGCCAGAGAAAGGGCUAUAAUGCUGCCAGCAUUCACGAGCAGUCUGAAGAAGCUUGUGAAGGGUCUUUCCCUUCCAACAAGCACAGUCCCUAGCCAGCAGCAAAGCCAGGAAUUUGCCAAUGGAGGGCUAAGGGAAAUGAAUGGGGACCAGAAUUUCCUAAACUUCUUGGGAGGGGUGGAGGCAAUGGAUGAAUUUAGAGCAGAGAGAGUUCAACAGUUGACUCGAGAGGCACAACAGAAGCUGAGCUCCACCAAAUCGCCACCCUCAACAGUUUGUUACAGCAGCAGUGGUGCAAUAUUUGUUAUAAGGGUGAGACUGGGUCCACAUAAGCUGCUGCUAUCUAGUCUUCCAUUCUUGUCUGAUAUCAAGAAGCAACAUGUGGUGUUGGACACUCUGUAUAUGGGUGCCACUCUUCAUCAUUGUUAUAAGUUCAUCAAGAAACUCAGGAUCCAAGAAAUAUCAGAUGCCAUAAGAAAUACUGAAGAUCCUGAAGUUCGAGCUGAGCUUGCAAGGUCACUGGAUCGUGCACUGGAUGCAAAAUGACUCAUCGAAGAGUUAGAAGUCUGUGUACAAAUGCCUAUAGGCACAAUAAGUACAACAAAGCUUGUUGUUUUUGGAUGCCCAGCUGUGGAUUUCUUGAAGGAUAUAUGUUUCUGAUUGUAGUUGAGACGAAUGUGAAAGUUUAGUGCUAUGUGCCUCAUCACAAUGGGAGUCAUUCAGUCAUGGAAAAUUAAGUUCCUCUUAUUUAUUUCACAGCUCAUGCAGUAUUGUGAACUCGUGGGGCGGGCGAAUAUGUUUAAAAUAUCUGACUAGCUCAAACAAGAUGUGCUUUGAAAUUAUUUUCAGUCAAACAGCCCAGAAAGGCUUACGUGUUGGCUGUUGAAUAACGACCUCUAUGUAUUUCUUGGUUUUCUUCAUG